Dovyalis caffra is the source of this 1689-nucleotide messenger RNA. Lineage: Eukaryota; Viridiplantae; Streptophyta; Magnoliopsida; Malpighiales; Salicaceae. The record is from the annotation of a GenBank genome assembly.
AUGGCGGCGGCGGCGGCGGCAGCAGCCACUUCUCUAACUACGCCUAAACUCACCUCCCCAACUCUUCAAUCCCUCUACAAAAAACUCCCUCUCUCUUCGUCCUCCUCCUUCCUCCUCCCCAAAACCCUAACUCUCACUCGUUCCCUCUCCUCCCGCCGCCCUCUCUCUCGCGACCAUAGCCACCGGCGCCGCCAUUUCAAUACUCGCGCAGAGUCCGAAAACGGCGCAGAACCUUCGCACCACUAUGAUUUCGAUCUCUUCACUAUCGGCGCUGGCAGUGGAGGAGUCCGCGCCUCCCGCUUCGCCGCCAAUUUGGGCGCUUCUGUUGCCGUGUGUGAGCUUCCUUUCUCCACUAUCUCUUCCGAGACCACCGGAGGCGUAGGCGGCACGUGUGUACUUCGUGGAUGUGUACCGAAGAAAUUGCUUGUUUAUGCGUCGAAAUAUGCUCAUGAAUUUGAUGAGAGUCGCGGUUUUGGAUGGAAGUAUGACAAUGAACCACUUCAUGAUUGGAGUACUUUGAUGGCUAACAAAAAUGCUGAGUUGCAGCGCCUGACCGGUAUUUAUAAGAACAUUCUGAAUAAUGCUGGUGUCACAUUGAUUGAAGGUCGUGGGAAGAUUGUGGACCCACACACAGUUGAUGUUGAUGGAAAGCUCUAUUCUGCACGGCACAUACUUAUAUCUGUUGGAGGGCGCCCGUUCUUUCCAAAUAUUCCUGGUAGUGAGUACGCGAUUGACUCUGAUGCUGCGCUUGAUUUGCCAUCAAAGCCAGAGAAAAUUGCGAUAGUCGGUGGAGGGUACAUUGCCUUGGAGUUUGCUGGCAUUUUCAAUGGAUUGAAGAGUGAUGUUCAUGUAUUUAUACGGCAGAAAAAAGUAUUAAGAGGCUUUGAUGAAGAGGUCAGAGAUUUUGUUGCAGAACAGAUGUCUUUAAGAGGAAUUGAGUUUCACACAGAGGAGUCACCUCAGGCUAUUAUUAAGUCAGCAGAUGGCUCAUUGUCACUGAAAACCAACAAAGGAACAGUUGAAGGCUUCUCACAUGUCAUGUUUGCCACUGGACGACGGGCUAACACAAAGAACUUGGGAUUGGAGAGUGUGGGAAUAAAAAUGACCAACAAUGGAGCAAUAGAGGUUGAUGAAUACUCACGCACCUCUGUUCCUUCCAUUUGGGCAGUUGGAGAUGUUACAGAUAGGAUAAAUUUGACUCCUGUUGCUUUGAUGGAAGGUGGGGCAUUGGCAAAAACUCUCUUUCAGAAUGAGCCAACAAAACCUGAUUAUAGAGCUGUUCCAUCUGCUGUGUUUUCCCAGCCUCCAAUUGGACAAGUUGGUCUUACUGAAGAGCAGGCUAUAAAAGAGUACGGUGAUAUUGAUGUCUUCACAGCUAAUUUCAGGCCUUUGAAGGCUACUCUCUCAGGGCUUCCAGAUCGUGUCUUUAUGAAACUAAUAGUCUGUGCCAAGACGAACAAAGUUCUCGGGUUGCACAUGUGUGGAGAAGAUUCACCGGAAAUUGUGCAGGGAUUUGCAGUUGCAAUCAAAGCUGGCUUGACCAAGGUAGACUUUGAUUCUACAGUGGGUAUUCACCCAACAACAGCUGAGGAGUUUGUUACAAUGAGGACUCCUGCCAGAAAGAUUCGAGAGGGUCCUCCAUCUGAGGGAAAGGCAGAUCGCGAUGUUAAAGCAGCAGCAGGGGUUUAG